Messenger RNA from Acinonyx jubatus (cheetah), 777 nucleotides. It is a transcript of the gene BPIFA1, whose product is annotated as BPI fold containing family A member 1. Gene Ontology annotation, biological process: innate immune response; negative regulation of single-species biofilm formation in or on host organism; immune response in nasopharyngeal-associated lymphoid tissue. The transcript has 5 exons. The coding region runs from base 1 to 675 and encodes 224 amino acids. Gene Ontology annotation, molecular function: lipid binding. The record is from RefSeq and is a predicted model, not a curated record. Lineage: Eukaryota; Metazoa; Chordata; Mammalia; Carnivora; Felidae.
AUGUUUCAAACUGGGGGCCUCAUUGUCCUCUGUGGGCUGCUGGCCCAUACCACAGCCCAGCUGGAAGUCCUGCCCUUGCCCCUGGACCAGAACCUGCUUUUGGCUGGGACUCCACCCCAGGCCCCACAUCCCACAGAUCUUGCUGGAAGCUUAACAAGUGGUCUCAGCAGUGGCCUGCUCUCUGGGGGUCUGUUGGGCAUUCUACAAAACCUUCCACUCUUGGACAUCCUGAAGACUGGAGGAGACACUUCUGGGGGCCUGCUUGGGGGCCUGCUUAGGAAAGUGACUUCAUUGGUCCCUGUCCUGAACAACAUCAUUGAUCUGAAGAUCACUAAUCCCCAGCUCCUGGAACUAGGCCUUGUGCAGAGCCCUGAUGGCCAUCGUCUCUAUGUCACCAUCCCUUUGGACAUGAUCCUCAAUGUGAAUACGCCCCUGGUCGGAAGUCUGUUAAAGCUGGCUGUGAAGCUAAACAUCACUGCAGAAAUUUUAGCUGUGAAAAAUGAACAGGGGAAGAUCCACCUGGUUCUUGGUGACUGCACUCACUCCCCUGGGAGACUGCAAAUCUCUCUGCUUGAUGGAUUUGCUCCCCUCCCCGUUCAAAGCCUUGUCGACAGUCUCAGCGGCAUCUUGAAUGAAGUCCUUCCUGAGCUGGUACAGGGCAAGGUAAGUGAAUAAAAGUGGCAGCUCCUGAUUCUUAGGUCAUAGGGCUUCUCAGGAUGAAAAAAGCCCCUGGAGCGAGGUUUUCUGAACUCCUCAGUUUGAUAUGUCUCCCUGUCC